AGCCUGGUCUUUGCCGAUCUGACACCCGAAGAGAUGGUGCAAGUGGUGCGGUACCUGCAGGGAAACCUUGGGGUGCAGCUGGUUGACGCCUCGCGUGCAAAGCCCUCCGACAACUGCAUCGCCUCCGUCGACGUGCAGGUCCCUGCUAAGGCAGAGGUGCUGCGGUUCCUGGAUGGUGGGGGGGCUCGCCCCGCGCGGGAGGCGCUGGCUGUGGUCUACUUUGGGAAUCAAGCAGACCCCAACGUCACUGAGUACGUGGUGGGUCCGCUGCCGACGCCAGUGUAUCACCGGGACGUCACGGUGCAGAAAUACGGGGGGAAG
This is a messenger RNA of Egretta garzetta (little egret), 321 nucleotides long. Its product is annotated as retina-specific copper amine oxidase-like. NCBI's taxonomy places the organism in Eukaryota, Metazoa, Chordata, Aves, Pelecaniformes, Ardeidae. The annotation marks the transcript as partial. The transcript has a single exon. Gene Ontology annotation, biological process: amine metabolic process. Gene Ontology annotation, molecular function: primary methylamine oxidase activity; copper ion binding; quinone binding. The record is from RefSeq and is a predicted model, not a curated record.